GCCCGUUAGCCUGUCCCAACCAGUUGCCCCAAACCGCAGCCAUGACGGGUGUCGCGCCAGUGACGGUGGAUUCGGAUGCUCCGAAGAGCGCUCCUUGGGAUACCUUGAACUUGUUCCUCACCGCCUUCCUGUUGACCCUCGUGGUGGCCUUGUGCGUGGCCUGGCUCAGCGUGCUCCCGGACGGCAGCUACGGAUGCCUCGAGGAGAUGUCCAAGCCUGAAGUAAAGUGCUACAACUUGAUCAUGGCCUUUGGGUCAUCCUCGUUGAUGCUGUGGCACUACUUGGACUCGGAUCCCAUGCUGGUGCGCUACACCGUUCUGGGACGCCCGGAGUUUCCCGUGGUGCAUCGGGAGUUCAUGGGCCUCAGGCGUUGGUCCACCUUCACCGCCUGGAGCAAUUUCAGCUGCGCUGUCUUCUUCUGCUGCGCAGCGGCGCUGGGCUGGAGCGCCACCGCACCCCGGGCCCUCUGUGUCGUAACACAACUUCUUUGGGAACUGAUGUUUCCUUUGGGAUUCUUCGUGAACAUUGUGGUGAGCUUCGUGUUGAUUCCGCAGAUCAAGAAGAUGCGCGACUGGCAGAAACUGAAGCGAAUUCUCCGGCCGAAACCGCAGCUCUUACACAACGGCCUUGCGUUGGCGGGUGCCGUGGAAGCCAUGUUGGCGACGCCUCCUUUGCUGCUGAUGCAUUUUCCUGUGUUGGUGCUGUUCGGUUGCAUGUACAUCAUCUUCGCCUGGCCACCUGUCGAUCAGCCAUGGAGCGCUGAGGCGCGUGCGGUGUGGUGUGCUGGUGAAAUCGGGAUCAGCGUGACAAAGAAGGUGAUGGAGGCCCUCCGAGAGAAGCGCUUCUUCGGCCUGGCCUUUCGCGCGGCCCGGCCGUUGGUCCCCGCGCGGUCCCGCUCAGGUCGCGAGUCUUUUGGUGAUGCACAGCCUAGUCAUCUCUCAUUGCCAGAGCUUGCUGAGGGACCCUACUUCAUCCUAGCGAUGAUGCUCGAUGCACACACUCUGUGUCGCUCUGAUGCGACCUGCCGGCUGCUGCGCCAGUUGAACCGGGCCAAUGCUGGGCCCUGGCGCGCGCUGGGCGGGCGCAUGUUCCACGGCAUGGAGUUGGAGAGGGAAGGCAUUUUUGAAGCAGUCGAGGAGAUGGUGACUCCAACAGAAAGUGGUAGAAAGCAUGCCCGAGUCGAUUGGAAAGGCAGGUAUCUCAAGUUCAGAAACGAGGUUCCUACGUUUCGCCUUCCAUUCAUGGGUGGGCAGAUUAAACUCAUCCGUACUCCCGACGACGUAGCAUACUGCAAAUGUCGCCUGCGGGCGGAUCUUCUGUGUGCUGACAGUCAGCGCGGAGUCUAUUUGGAAGUGGAUGUCGUGUCCAACCCAGACAAUUUGAGCCUGGCAGUGGUGGACUUCGAGUCGGGCGGCCGAAGUAGCGUGACCUUCAGCCCAGACACCGGUGCAGUGAUUCGAGAGAAGAAACUCCAAGAAUCUCCCAGUGCGGCCUGGAAAGCAAUCCUUACCUUCCAGAUGCCUAUCCCGUCCUGUCUGAUGAAAUCCCCCUACAACAGCCUCGUUUUCGCGAGCGCUUCGGUUUCACGGCCGAUGGACGAGAAGGACAUUAAAGUUGACGAGGAAGAGGAGCUAGGUGAUGAUAGCGAGGACGCAGAUCGACCUGUGGUGAACUUUUGGGAUGAUGAAGAUAGAGGAUAUUUUCCAGACACCGUGCCUCGAAGAUGCACGGAUGUCUGUUGCAUUCCCAUCUAUUUGGUGGCCUUGAGCUUCUUCGUGGUCAUCUGCGUCUACGGUGCUAGCCAUGGCUUGGAGCACUCGCCUUGGCUGCCGCGGGACUACAAAUGGCAAGCCUGUGGACAAGGAGAAAAUUUGGGCCGAGAGUACCUCUAUUUUUGCAUUGACACCUUCUUUACCAGUGCUUAUCUCAUGGACGAAAAGAAGAUUAACACCCGUUACCCCCUCUGCGUCUCGGAGUGCCCUAGCACUUGGGGGUCAGAAAUUGACUGCUACAUCGGCAACAACACCUGGGACCUGUUGCCCACCUACAAGACGCGUCCUUUUGAUAAGGUUUGUGAGCCCAUUGAAGGCACUGCAGGCAAUUUGAUCUACCGAGAGAUCUUCCUUUUCUACCUCUAUCACAGACCUUGGGCCUUUUGGAAAACUUUCAUGUCCCGCGCGUAUCCAAUCUGUGCUGGCACCGCUGUGUGUACCCUGCUGCUGGCCGUCAUCUAUGUCAUGUUCGUGGCACGCUUCGUUCGGGAGAUCAUUUGGAUAGGAUUGCUUUGCACGGCUUUACUUCCACUGGGCGUGAGCCUCCACCUCUUUCAGUGUCAUUAUGGUGGAUCCUGCGGCUACAUCAUUCCCGAAAAACCCUUGGCCUGGGUUUGCGUAGCGCUGUCCGUGCUCUUGUUGAUUGGCAUUUGCAAUGCUGCCAUCGAAAUUCAGAAGGCCAUCGUUUGCAUGCGCUGGUCGUGCCACUGUGUGACCAGCGUGAAGUCCUUAAAAUUGGUGCCGCUCUUGCGCACCAUUUGGGAAUGCUCGGUGGUUGUGAGCCACGUCUAUGUGUUGGUAUGCAUUUCCUCCAUGGAUGCUAUGGAAGGUGACAAAAAAGGGCCUGAAACUACAUUGGGAAAAGCCGGCUGCAUUGCGAUGGUCGUAUUGAUGAUGAUUUGGCAUGUUGGGAUUGCUCAUCAGAUUUCGAACUUGGCAAUGAUUUACACAGCUCAGACAUGGUUUUUUCAAGGCGGGAUGAGCGCCCAUCAACAGUCUGCGCCCUCCGUUGCGUACGGUUAUUGGAUCGCUUUCCGGUAUCAUUUGGGCACGUGCAUCUACGCUGGUUUGGUAAUUUUAUUGAUAUCUCCGAUCCGGCUUCCUUUGAAGAUCUUGACCGGUGUGAUGCAGUCGAAACAGAAUAAUCCAGUAGGACUUUUGCUGUGGGUCUGUUUCAGCUGCGUCGAAGAUUGUUUUUACAACAACUUGGAGGGCCUUUCUUCCCACUCCAUCUAUGACACGGUGCUCCAAGCGAACGACUGGUGCCUGGCUGUGACGCACUCCACGGCGGUGAUCUACGAGGACAGCGGGGGCGCCGUCGGCCGUGUGCUGAAGGAGGCCACCUGGAUCUUUGAACUCGCCGGCAUUGGCCUCUUUGCAGGGGCGACCUACACCACCACACAGGUGCUUAUGAGGCAGGUGCCAUACUUUACUGACCCUGGGAGUGACGGCUUCAUCGCACUGCCCUACGCUGCGUCAUGUUUGUGCGUCUUUGUUGCCGUGAUGUUCAGCUAUCCAUUUAUGGAUCUCUUCCGCCUGGUCUCCGACUGCAUCCUCUACUGUCGCACGGUGGAGAAGCAGAGACAUCGGCUCCCGGGCUCCGAGGAAGACACCCUGGUGGCCGGCUGCGCCGAGGACCUGGCAAAUGCCAUGCAAAUGUUGCUGUGUAUGGAUGGACGUCACGGGACGCGAGGCUCGUGAUAUCUCGUGAUUCUGCACUGAAAAGGUCGGACUUGGGUUUGGUCAGCUCCACAGCUGCGAGGUGGUGCGAAAAUCAAGGAAGUCACCCCUGGGCUUUGUUUUUUGUUUUUUCCUAACAUGGU
Messenger RNA from Cladocopium goreaui, 3595 nucleotides. The record is from the annotation of a GenBank genome assembly. NCBI's taxonomy places the organism in Eukaryota, Dinophyceae, Suessiales, Symbiodiniaceae.